Molecule: messenger RNA, 5473 nt
Organism: Biomphalaria glabrata
Lineage: Eukaryota; Metazoa; Mollusca; Gastropoda; Planorbidae
Product: dynein axonemal heavy chain 6-like
Exons: 33
Coding region: 766-5241 (1491 amino acids)
Biological process (GO): microtubule-based movement
Cellular component (GO): dynein complex
Molecular function (GO): minus-end-directed microtubule motor activity; dynein intermediate chain binding; dynein light intermediate chain binding
Source: RefSeq, a predicted model, not a curated record
UCCUCUCUGGUUGUUUUUUUUUGCCUUUAAUAGAAUCUCUUUCAAUGACUGGUCAUCCAUUCUUUUAUGUUGUCUUCCUAUCUCUUUCUGUGCUGCCUCUUCUAUUUCCUGGUUCUGUUCCCUGCAGAAAGUUUUUUGCGAGCCCUGAAGACCUUGUGGUCAUAAAGGAAUAUGGUCAUAAAGUUUUAGUUUUCUGUUAUUGACAGUGGUUAGCUGGUCAUCUCUGGGCCCGAUUGUCAUUGUGAUCCAGUAUCUAAUCUUUUGUUUAUGUUUCAGUCUUUGUAUGUGAUAAUUAGGAUCAUUCUGUAGCAUAUAUCUAUGGCCAGGAUCCUCCUCUAUAGUUCUGCAGUUCAAGCAUAUAAGAAUGUGGCCAUGGCCAAAGUCUGAUUUAAGUGUGGAGGGCUAUACCUUUGUCUUUCUAAAUUGCUAUGAGUUAACCAAGUGCUCCUGUGAACUGGCCAGUAGUUCAGUUUUGGUUUCUUUAUCUGAAACAAUAGCUCUUAGGUAUUUAAAUUUACUUGUCAACUUUCUUUAAGCCUCCAAUACUAAUGUCUGUUGGCUAUUAGAGUCAUAAUUAGUGUUUUUUCAACAUUGAUUUGCACACCCUAUGCUGUGGAAGUCUUGUCUUUGAGCAACUAGUAAGCUAGUCCCUGCCAGACCAUCUAUGUAUUCAGCAAAGCACAAGAUGUAACCCUUGCUGCUGCCUGUUCGCCUCCUGGUGGCGGUAGAAAUCCUGUGUCACCAAGGUUAUUUCAACAUUUUUCCAUGUUCACCAUCCCAUCCCCAACUGAAAUGAGCCUAAAACAGAUGUUUUUAGCAAUCAUCAAUGGGUUUUUACUAGACUUCUCUCGCAAUGCCCGUACAUUAGCUGAACCAAUAGUUAACUCAGCUGUUGAACUCUAUUUUAGAAUGAGCUCAGACCUACUUCCUACGCCUGCCAAAUCUCACUACGUUUUCAAUCUGAGAGACCUUUCUAAAGUAGUCCAAGGUAUAUUGCAGGCUGAUGCAGGAAUCUUCCGUGAAAAAAUUCAAAAUGUUCGUCUAUUUAUUCACGAGACUCAAAGAGUGUUCCAUGAUCGACUGAUUAACAAUGAAGACAAGCUUUUCUUCCACAAACUUAUGGCAGAAAUUGUGUACCAAACAUUCAAUGAGAACUUUGAUCCGCAUUCAUUUAUCAAAGAUCCUUUACUGUUUGGUAAUUUCAUGAAGAUGGGAUGCCCACCAGAAGAGAAAUUUUAUGAGGAGAUAUCUGACAUGAACAAACUUCAACAUGUUUUAGGGGAGUAUCUAGAUGACCUUAACCUUACAUCACCUAAAGAAAUGCGUCUUGUGUUCUUUAUGGAUGCAAUGGAACAUAUUACUCGACUAGUCAGGAUGAUUCAACAAGAAAGAGGCAAUGCCUUAUUGGUUGGAGUGGGAGGAACAGGAAAACAGUCAUUAACAAGAUUGUCUGCCCACAUGUGUAACUAUCGCUGCUUCCAGAUUGAGCUCUUUCGAGGCUAUGACUAUUCUUCAUUCCACGAUGACCUAAAAAAAUUGUAUGAUACAGCAGGCAUUCAAAAUAAACCCACAAUUUUUUUAUUUACUGAUACACAGAUUGUGGUAGAAGAAUUUCUAGAAGAUAUUAACAACAUGCUGAACUCUGGAGAAGUUCCAAACUUGUUUGAACCUGACGAGUAUGAGAGGUUGAUAAUAGGCUGCAGACCAGGUGCUAAAGAGGCAGGAAUUCCUGAAGUAAAUAGAGAUGCUAUCUAUGACUAUUGUAUCCAUUGUGUCAGAAAUAAUCUGCACAUAGUAUUGUGCAUGUCUCCGGUGGGCUCUGCCUUUCGAUCAAGAUGCCAGAUGUUUCCAUCUUUGGUCAACUGUUGCACCAUAGACUGGUUCAUUGAAUGGCCGAAAGAAGCUCUUUUAGGAGUGGCACAGUCUUUCUUUAAAACCGUAUCUUUAGGAUGUUCAGAUGAAAUCAAAGUUCAGAAACAGGUGGCUAUCGAUGAAGCAAAAGCGAAAACAACUGCUGAAGAAACUCAGGCUAUAGCAGAUGAUGCUCAGCGAGACUUGAACGAGGCGCUACCUGCGCUGGAAGUUGCAGAGAAAGCUUUGUUAGCACUAGACAAAAAUGACAUUGCUGAGAUACGAGUAUUUACCAAACCUCCAGAACUUGUUCAGACAGUUCUAGAAGCUGUUGCCAUACUCUUAGGCAACAAGACAGACUGGGCGAGUUGUAAAGCCAUGCUGGCAGACACAAACUUCUUAAAAAAAAUGUAUGAAUAUGACAAAGAAAAUGUCCCAGCCGCCAAGCUGGCUAAAGUCAGGAAAUAUACAUCCAUGCCAAGUUUUGUACCUGACGUUGUAGCCAAAGUUUCAAAGGCUUGUAAAACUUUAGUCCUAUGGGUUCGAGCAAUUGAUGUUUACUCUGCUGUAGCUAAACAAGUUGAGCCAAAGAAACAAGCACUGGCUGAGGCUCAAGACAUUCUCAAUGAGGUUUUAAGUGUCCUCAAAGCUAAACAAGACCAACUGGCUGAAGUGGAGAAACAAAUUAAAAAUCUUCAGGCUGUCUUUGACAAGAGUAUGGCUGAAAAAAAAAGUUUGGAAAGAAACAUGGCUGUGACUGCCGCCAGAUUGAAACGCUCUUCCAAACUGACAACAGCUGAUGAACAAGUUCGUUGGGAGGAAAGUGUUGCCAACUUUGAUGUACAGUUGAAAAAUGUAGUAGGAGAUGUUUUUAUAGCAGCAGCUUGUGUAGCUUACUAUGGAGCCUUUACUUCUACUUACAGGCAAAAACUUGUAGAAGGUUGGACUAAACGAUUGAUUGAGCUUCAAAUACCUGCAACAGAAAAUAUGACUCUUGUGUCAGUCUUGGCAGAUAUAUAUGAAAUUCGACAAUGGAAUGCUGACGGUCUGCCAAGAGAUGCUGUGUCAAUUGAAAACGCUGUUCUUGUAACUAAAGGUCGCAGGUGGCCUUUGAUGAUUGACCCACAAGAACAGGCCAACAGAUGGAUCAGAAAUAGAGAGGCUCUAAAUAAGCUUAAAAUUAUUAAAUUAUCAAAUUCCAACUUUCUGAGAACACUGGAAGCUUGCAUAAGAGCAGGUUUACCUGUUUUGAUGGAGGAUGUUGGUGAAGCUUUGGAUCCAGCACUAGAACCUGUCUUGUUAAAACAAACCUUUAAACAGGGUGGGCGUGUGUUGAUUCGCUUGGGGGAUAGCGAUAUAGACUAUGAUCGAAACUUUCGCUUCUAUAUGACCACCAAACUUUCUAAUCCACAUUACUUGCCAGAAGUCUGCAUCAAAGUAACAGUUAUCUAUUUCACAGUCACCAAGAAAGGCCUUGAAGAUCAACUUCUUAGUGAUGUUGUCAGUUUAGAGAGACCAGACUUGGAAGAACAAAGAAAUGAACUCAUCAUGAGAAUCAAUGCUGAUAAGAACCAGCUGAAAUCUAUUGAAGAUAAAAUUCUGAAGUUACUUUUUGAAUCGGAAGGAAAUAUAUUGGACAAUGAAGAACUUAUCAAUACAUUGAAUGAUUCUAAGGUCACCUCAGCAGUUAUCAAACAAAGACUUGCUGAAUCCGAAACAACAGAAGAAAAGAUCAGUGUAGCCCGGGAGAAAUAUCGCUGUGUUGCUGAGAGGGGUUCUGUUAUGUACUUUGUGGUGUCUGACAUGGGGGAAGUAGAUCCCAUGUAUCAAUUCUCUCUCAAGUAUUUUAAACAGCUAUUUAACAAUACAAUCUCAACCAGUGAGAAGUCUGAUGACCUUCAAACACGACUGGACAUUUGCUUAGAAGAGACUACAGUAUGUAUUUACAAGAAUGUUUCUAGAGGUCUCUUUGAAAAACACAAGCUUGUAUUUUCAUUUUUGCUUUGCUCAGAGAUUAUGAAAACUGAAGGGGAAAUAACUCCCUUGGAGUGGAAUUUUUUUCUCCGUGGACCUAUUGGAGGUAUAGAGAAGCAAAAUGUCCCCAAACCAGAAAACACAACGUGGCUUCCAUUAAAUGUUUGGAAAAUGGCCUGCGAGAUGAGUGACACAUUUGAAGACUUCCGUUACAUCCAUUAUGAUUUGGAUAAAACACCUGUAUGGAUAAGACUGGAUGAAGGCCCUGAGGUUCGAGCCAAUCCUCCUCCGGAGCGCUAUCUCUACGCUAUCUUGGAUCCCCCUGAAUAUAACGAUGGUGAUCUGCCUCUUCCAGAUAGAGUUAAUGGAAAUUGGAAUGAUCGCCUGACAGCUUUUCAAAAAUUAAUGUUUGUUAAAGUUUUCCGUGAGGAAAGGAAUUGCCAUUUAGCUGCUUCAUGGAUGAAUGCCAUGGAAGACAUUAUUAAAAAUAUCCAGGAGACCAGUUCACUUUUACACAGCAACUUUAGACUCUAUCUGUCUUCAAUGCCCGCCAAACAUUUCCCUGUCAGUGUUCUUCAGAAUAGUGUCAAAGUCACUAAUGAGCCACCUAAGGGCAUUAGAGCCAAUCUAAGAAGGGCAUUCAUAGAUAUGUCAACUUCAUUUUUUGAAGACCACCCUCUGGGAAUGGACUGGAGGAAGAUCAUUUUUGGCAUUUGUUUUUUUCAUGCUGUUAUUCUUGAGAGGAAAAAAUUUGGACCAUUAGGCUGGAAUAUUACAUACGCUUUUAGUGAUAGUGACAGAGAGUGUGCAUUGCUCAACAUGGAAAUGUUUUGUAAAGAUGGUUACAUCCCUUGGGAGACACUGAUCUAUAUAACAGGAGAGAUUACCUAUGGUGGUCGAGUCACAGAUGCCCAAGAUCAAAGAUGUCUAAGGACAAUUUUAAAGUUUUUUUUCAGACCUGAAACCUUAAAACCAAAAUAUAAAUACUCAGAAUCAGGUAUUUACUAUCCACCUCUUGUCAAGACAUUGGCUACUGUCAAGGCUUACAUUGAAUCUCUACCACUUAUAGAUGAGCCAGAAAUGUUUGGGCUCCAUGAGAAUGCAAACAUAGCCUUUCAGUUGAAUGAAACCAAUGCUUUACUUGCUACAAUACUUGAUGUUCAACCGAGAAUCGUAGCUGCUGAUGGUGGGAUGUCUAAUGAUGAUAUUACUUAUGAACUUGCUGAGGCUGUCCUGGAUCGAUUGAUUGACAAACUGGAUAUUGAAAGAGCGAAUCCCAAUAUGUUUACACUUGACGCCAAAGGUCGCAUAAACUCUUUAACCAUAGUAUUGAUGCAAGAAACUGAAAGAUUCAAUAAACUGCUUAUAAUAAUCAAGUUUGCCUGUAAUGCACAUGGAUCCUCACCUAGACUAUGAACCAGAUUUAUCUCUCUAUCCAGCGCCACUCUACAAAACAGCUGCAAGAGCUGGCACACUUUCCACUACAGGACAUUCUACUAACUUUGUUGUAACUGUCCACCUUCCUUCAAGCAACACACAAGAUUACUGGAUAGCCAAAGGUGCAGCACUCUUAUGUCAAAUUUCUGAUUAAUUUUGCUUACAGAUAAGUUGUAAAGCAUUUAACAAUAAAAACAAUGUCCAUUACAAA